Molecule: messenger RNA, 2772 nt
Organism: Cucurbita pepo subsp. pepo (vegetable marrow)
Lineage: Eukaryota; Viridiplantae; Streptophyta; Magnoliopsida; Cucurbitales; Cucurbitaceae
Product: U-box domain-containing protein 52
Biological process (GO): protein phosphorylation
Molecular function (GO): protein kinase activity; ATP binding
Source: RefSeq, a predicted model, not a curated record
ACAAAGCCCUAUCGACUUCAAAAAAUUCAGCAACAACAAAUCAUACAACCUGUUCAAACAAAUUCUUCCGAUUCAACCUUCAACAGAAACCACACAAAAAUAGAUGACUCGCGAAGAACAUAUAGCGACGCGAUUGAAUCCAAAAACAUCGAUCAAUCCACAAACACAAAAUCUCCUUCCAUCCUUUCGCCACAGAUUCCGAGAAGAAAAGAAACGAAAAGAAAAAAACAGAGUUCAUAGAAAAUGGCCAGAGGCGGAGCUCACAAGAAAGACGAAUCCGUAGCGGUAGCGAUCGAUAAAGACAAAUUCAGUCAACAGGCUUUGAAAUGGACGAUUGAACGGCUUCUUAGCAGAGGCCAAGUUCUUACUCUGCUUCACGUCAAACACAAACCGUCGCAUUCGACGACGAACGUCGGUACCUAUUCCGAUUCGGAUGACGCCGUUGCUCAUAAACAGCAGGUUGAUAAUCAAGCCCAUCAGUUCUUCCUCCCCUUUCGUUGCUUCUGCACGCGAAGCAAUAUACCAUGCAAUGAAGUGACGUUGGAGGAGGGAGAUAUUUCAAAAGCAUUAAUCAAUUAUGUCAACAAAAAUGUUAUUGACGUUUUAGUCCUUGGUGCUCCUUCAAGAACUGGCAUUGUCAAACGAUUCAAGUCGGACAUCCCAAGUAUCGUGUCGAAAGGAGCACCAGACUUCUGCACAGUUUACACUAUUGGCAACAAAGGCAAGGUCUCUUCAAUGCGACAAGCUACAUCUCCAGCACCUGCAAAGCCUAUUUCUACGUCGCACAACCAACCACACCCCGCCACACGCCCUCAAUUGUUGCAUCAGCUCACCAACGCCUCCGAGGUAUCGGUCGAGCACCCGAUCAUCCUGCGCUCCCAACCCUCCAGACAUUUAGAGACUCAAGACAGCGUAGCAUCAAAUCCACCUUCCCGUACCAUUCACGAAGAUUUUGAAAUCAAGUCGCCGUUUAAUCGGCCAGGGUCGAGGGCUUCGAUGGGGAAAGGACAGGACACAUCCAUGGCGGAUUCCGACAUAUCGUUCGUGAGCAGCGGUAGGCAGAGCUUAGAUCGUGGGAACCCGCCGGCGUGGAACUCCGGCACCGUGGACUCGUAUCGGCUUUCAAACGGGUCGGAAACUUCGAGCCCGGGUUCAGCCUCGCCUUCGCCCAUGUUGGGAAUGGGAGGAAUGAGGUCCAUUGAUAGUAAUAAUAACUCAUCUUAUUCUAACCCUUACUCUCACGAAAUGUCCUCUGCCUCGGAGAGUGAGACCUCUUGGGCUUCCCAAUCUCAUGCUCAGGAGGAUGUCGAGGCUGAGAUGAGGAGGCUGAAAUUGGAGCUCAAACAAACCAUGGACAUGUACAGUACAGCCUGCAAAGAAGCCCUAAACGCCAAGCAAAAGGUCUCAAUCAUUUCCAAGAUCACGAAUCUUUUCUCCAUGAUCUAUAAUCAUGACUCAACCAUCGAAUUCCAAUUGAUUUGGCAGGCGAGUGAGCUCCAUCGCUGGAAAAUGGAAGAAGAACACAGACUCGAAGAGGCAAAAAUGGCGGAAGGAGCAGCAUUAGCAAUAGCAGAGAAGGAGAAGAUGAAAUGCAAAGCGGCAUUGCAGGCAGCCGAAGUUGCACAAAGAAGCGCAGUUCACGAAGCGAGGAAAAGAGCAAACGUCGAGAAACUUGCUGUUAUGGAAGCAGAGGAAACCAAAAAAGCACUUGAAGGAUUUGGCCAUGGCGAUAUCGGUUACAGAAGGUACUCAAUCCAGGAAAUCGAAACCGCUACGAAUGGCUUCUCUGCUGCUUUGAAGAUCGGUGAAGGCGGUUAUGGUCCAGUUUACCGUGGAGAACUCGACCACACGCAGGUAGCGAUUAAGGUCCUCCGUCCGGAUGCCGCUCAAGGAAGAUCGCAAUUUCAGCGAGAGGUUGAGGUUUUAAGUUGUAUUCGACAUCCAAAUAUGGUUCUCCUCCUUGGAGCGUGUCCUGAGAACGGUUGUUUAGUUUACGAAUUCAUGGCCAACGGAAGCUUAGAGGACUGUCUCUUCCGAAAACCAGAGGAUCCUGUUCUUCCAUGGCAGUUACGUUUCCGAAUCGCGGAGGAAAUCGCGACUGGACUUCUUUUCUUGCAUCAAACCAGACCAGAGCCGAUCGUGCAUCGAGAUCUGAAACCAGGAAACAUUUUGCUAGAUCGGAACUAUGUGAGCAAAAUCAGCGAUGUAGGACUAGCGAGGCUGGUGCCUCCAUCGGUAGCGAACUCUGUGACUCAGUAUCGAAUGACAGCGACGGCAGGGACUUUCUUCUACAUCGAUCCAGAGUAUCAGCAAACAGGAUUGCUAGGGAUUAAAUCAGAUGUUUACUCGCUUGGUGUGAUGCUUUUGCAAAUAAUCACGGCGAAGCCACCGAUCGGACUAGCGCAUAACGUGGAGAGAGCGAUUGAGAAGGGGAAGUUUGCGGAGAUGCUUGAUCCGGAUGUGAAGGACUGGCCGGUUGAAGAAGCGUUGAAGUUUGCGAAGCUUUCGAUUCAAUGUGCAGAGAUGAGGAAGAGAGAUCGGCCGGACCUUGGGAAGGUGGUGCUCCCGGAGCUUAGUCGAUUGAGAGCCAUGGCGGAAGAGAGUAUGGGAUUUCAACCGUACAGUAUCUGUGAUUCGCCAUGUAUGAGCCAGGCUUCCUUUUCACAGGAGCGGUUUAGUCUUCAUCAUGGGCUAGAUGAAUCUGAGAGCUCAUACUGCCAAUCAGGAAGCAGCACGUCAUCAUAUUCAGACAGAAGAUCUUGGCUGAAUUAA